GUGAUUACAACUCGUGAUAGCCGAUCAAAUUGCUCCUGUGUUGUGAGUGUGUUCAGAAGUUGGUGAUUUUAGUUAGGCUUGUCAAGCAGACAUAAUAAGUUGAAGAGGGAGAGAAGCCGCAUCAUGUUUCUGAAAGUGGUUGGCGUUGUUGCCUUGGUUACCGCGGCCAUUUUGGUGUACGUUGAAGGAGCAAGGUUUGAGGCGUGCUUGAACACCAAGUUUGAGAGAGGGAUAAAUAUCGGUGUCAAGAACUACAAGAGGCCAUGGGAGUACCCAGAAGUCUUAGCGUCCCUCCCCACCCAGUGGGACUGGCGUAACGUCAACGGCACCAACUACGUCAGCACCACCAGGAACCAGCACAUCCCACAAUACUGUGGCUCCUGCUGGUGUAUGGCUGCUACCAGCGCUCUGGCAGACAGACUGAACAUCAAACGUAAGGCGGCCUGGCCUUCAGCAUAUCUCUCUGUACAGCACGUGAUUGACUGUGGCAAAGCCGGAAGUUGUAACGGCGGGUCUGACGACCUGGUGUGGAAAUACGCCCACGACCACGGCAUCCCCAGCGAGACGUGCAACAACUACCAAGCCAAGAAUCAAGACUGUACAGACUUCAACAAAUGUGGGACGUGUACAACCUUUGGGGAGUGCGCCAGUCUCCAGCAGUACAGCUUAACUAAAGUGGGUGACUAUGGUAGUCUCCGUGGACGGGACCAGAUCAUGGCGGAAGUUUACAAGAACGGACCAGUCAGCUGUGGUAUCGACGCCACUGAACUUCUCCACAACUACACGGGAGGAAUCUAUCAGGAAUACAAUCCCGCUCCCCUGGAGAACCACGUGGUAGCCAUCAGCGGAUGGGGUGUGAGUGACGGCAUUGAAUACUGGGUAGUCCGCAACUCCUGGGGGACGCCAUGGGGUGAGAACGGUUGGUUCAGGAUCGUCACCAGCACCUACAAGAACGGCCAGGGCAACAACUACAACCUGGCAAUAGAGAGCAACUGCGCUUACGGUGACGUCAUUGUGUAAACACAAAA
Physella acuta is the source of this 1028-nucleotide messenger RNA. Its product is annotated as cathepsin Z-like. Gene Ontology annotation, molecular function: cysteine-type peptidase activity. Gene Ontology annotation, biological process: proteolysis. Lineage: Eukaryota; Metazoa; Mollusca; Gastropoda; Physidae. The record is from RefSeq and is a predicted model, not a curated record.